Molecule: messenger RNA, 1104 nt
Organism: Guillardia theta CCMP2712
Lineage: Eukaryota; Cryptophyceae; Pyrenomonadales; Geminigeraceae
Exons: 3
Coding region: 1-1104 (367 amino acids)
Molecular function (GO): protein binding
Source: RefSeq, a predicted model, not a curated record
AUGAAGAGCCAUGAGCAAGGUGUUUGCUGCCUGACCGUCAGCCAGGGCUUCUUGUACAGCGGAUCAUUCGACACGACGAUAGCAAAGUGGGACAUCAAGGAGAAGACGCUGGUGGCGACGUACAAGGGACAUUCAGAAGCCGUUUACCGGCUGGCGGUGAGGGAGAACUGGUUGAUCUCUGCAUCACGAGACAAGACGGUGCGGGUGUGGAGGGAGAAAGAUUCUAAGUGCGUUGCUGUGCUCAAGGGGCACACGGGCCCCGUCCUCUCUCUCGCUGUGCAGGAGGACAUCCUCUUCACGGGAGCCGACGACUGCACCAUCAGGCAGUGGGACUGGCUGUCUGGCUCGCAGCUGCGAGAGUACAUGGGGCACACUGACUGCGUGACGGACCUCAAGGUGCAGGGCGACUCUCUUUACAGCUCCUCCUUCGACUCGACCAUCCGCGUGUGGGACACGCAGACGGGCCAGUGCGUGCGGGUGUGCAAGGCGAACGCGGGGAUGCGAGGGAUCACGCUGACGGCAGGGAAGAUCUUUGGGGCAGGCAACGACGCGCACCUGUACGUGUGGGAUCAAAACAGCGCGCAGACAGAGCCUCUGACAUCCGAUCACGAGCACAAGGACCGCGUGCUUGCCGUCACUGUGGCAGGGGAAGGGGAGGUCGUGUUCUCGGCAUCAGCAGACUGCAGCAUCAAGAAGUGGGACGUAGCGACCGGCCGGUGCCUCGAAACGCUGAGUGGGCACUCGGACUGGGUCUCCUGCCUGCUCGUCAGCGAGGGAUCCUUGUUCUCGGGCUCCUGGGACAGCUCCAUUAGGAAAUGGGACGUGGCGACCUGCCGCUUCAUCGCCGAGCUGAACGCCCACAACGACCCGAUCUACUGUCUUGCCGCUGGUGUCGGCGUCGUCUUCAGCGGCUCAAGGGACUGCACGAUCCGAGCAUGGCGGACGGACACAGGGGAGUGCAUCUUCGUGUACGAGGGACAUACUGCCGUCGUUGCCUCCUUGGUAGUGGCCGACCCCUACAUUUACAGCGCGUCCUGGGACAAGACCAUCAGGUGGGUGCUCUACCCGCCGUCGCAUGCCUCCUACCUCGCAAUCCUCCUCUGA